Molecule: messenger RNA, 660 nt
Organism: Teleopsis dalmanni
Lineage: Eukaryota; Metazoa; Arthropoda; Insecta; Diptera; Diopsidae
Exons: 3
Coding region: 6-656 (216 amino acids)
Molecular function (GO): odorant binding
Source: RefSeq, a predicted model, not a curated record
UUGAAAUGAACGUUAUAAAAUUAUUAAUAAUCCUUUAUGUUCUUAUUGAAGUGAUUGAAGCUUAUAAGGAACCAUGUCCUUACGGAGUAGAAGAUGUGUUUAAUGAUCUUAAAACUUGUUGCAAUGUAAAUUUUAUGAACAUAAGUGGUAUCGCACCAAACUGUGAGAAUUAUACUUUGUCAAAUAUAUUUCCCAAUUCGGAAAAAGAUGGACAUUACAACUAUGCUAAUCCGUGUUUCAUUGAAUGUAUGUUAAAGGAGUAUAAUGUUUUGGAUGAGGAGCAUCUGUACGUGGAUAAACUUGAAAGUUUCUUAAGAAAAUUAUACGAUGCAGAUCAAAACGAUAUUAUAGAUUUAGCAUUUGCUGGUAUUAAAGAUUGUGCUAUAAAUGUACAUAAUAAAAUCAAAAUUGGUCAACGCCAUGGUUAUAUAUUAAAUACACCAAACUUUCAUCCGCGUGCUGGCCUUACCUGCUCCUGGGUACCAAUAACAAUGGUACUCUGCACACAUAGAAAAAUAUUUCAGAAAUGCCCUAAGAGACAUUGGAACAAUAGCAAAAAUUGUUUGAAAAAAAAAGAAUUCUACGGUCGAUGCUAUGACACAACUAAUAAGGGUACAUCAAGUGGUCUGAAGCUUGUUAGCAAUAAAGAAUCUUAAUGAA